Messenger RNA from Funneliformis mosseae, 1791 nucleotides. NCBI's taxonomy places the organism in Eukaryota, Fungi, Glomeromycota, Glomeromycetes, Glomerales, Glomeraceae. The record is from the annotation of a GenBank genome assembly.
AUGGUAGUUACAUUCGAUGACGAAAAUAAGAAUGCAAAGUUAUCCUUAAGAGUAUUUGAAAUUUUAAAUGAAUUACAAAAAGAGGAAGAAGCAGCAAUGCAAAACCGUGAAUUGAUUGGAACUUCAUGGAAACCAGAAUUUGGAAGAUACAUGCUUGAGGGUACACCCGGAUUUCCCUAUGGAGGAACAUUAAAGGACAUACUCCAAGUUGAGCCAAACAUGAAGUUUCGUAGACAACUUGCCGCCAAAUAUAUGAAACCAAAUGAAGUUCCGAUUACUAUAGCAAGCUUUCCGAGACUUGGCUGUCAAGGUCAAUUCCUGGAACCUCAUUAUGAACCAAGGGGUGAAGCUUCAAGAAGCUUGUUUGUACCUGAUGAAGUAAUUAAUCCACAUGCUAGGUUCCCAACAUUAGCUGCUAAUAUCCGAAAACGUAGAGGAUCAAAAGUUGCAAUUAAUAUGCCAAUUUUUCAUGAUAUAAAAACUCCAAAACCUUUCAUCGAUCCGACAAUCCCGAAAGAUCGUAAUUUAUUUCCUGAAGACAAAGAAGCCGCCGAAGGUGCAGCGUUGCCUGAUCAUAUUUAUAUGGACGCGAUGGUUUUUGGAAUGGGUUGUUGUUGUCUUCAGAUUACUUUUCAAGCUUGUAAUAUUGAAGAAGCGAGAAGACUUUAUGAUCAGUUGGCGAAUAUGGGUCCUAUAAUGUUAGCUUUAACAGCUGCUGCCCCGAUUUAUAGAGGGUAUCUUGCAGAUGUGGAUUGUAGAUGGAAUGUCAUAGCAGGAAGUGUGGAUGAUCGUACUAAAGAAGAACGCGGUCUAGAGCCUCUUAAAAACGAUCGUUUCGUAAUUAAUAAAUCUCGUUAUGAUUCGAUCGAUUGUUAUAUUUCUACGGAUAAGACAUUAAAACCCGAAUACAAUGAUUUGGAUUUAUGUAUUCAUCAUGUUUUGUUGUUAGGAAUUGAUGAACUUUUAGCUCGUCAUGUUGCCCAUUUGUUUAUCAGAGACCCUUUAGUUAUUUUUAAAGAAUUGGUGGAUCAAAAUGAUGAUUCUGAUCAUUUUGAGAACAUUCAAUCAACAAAUUGGCAAACGAUGAGAUUUAAACCACCACCGCCUAAUUCCAACAUAGGUUGGAGGGUAGAAUUUCGCAGUAUGGAAAUUCAAAUCACAGAUUUCGAGAAUGCCGCAUUUGCAGUUUUUAUUGUAUUGUUAACUAGAGUAAUUUUAAGUUAUGGGUUAAACUUUUAUAUACCCAUUUCAAAGGUUGAUGAGAAUAUGAUGAUAGCCCAUAAAAGGGAUGCAGUAUUAAAUGAAAAAUUUUGGUUUAGGAAAAAUUUGUUUGAGAAUGAGGGCAAUAAUGGUAUUAAUGGGGAGUCUUUGAAUACAGAUGGAUCAUGUGAGGAACAUCACACGAAUACGCAACCACCGAAUGGGGAUACAUCAACUUCCAUCGAAGAUGAAUAUGAACAAAUGAGUAUCAACGAGAUUAUUAAUGGAAAUGGCGAUAAAUUUCCAGGAUUGAUUACUUUAAUAUUUCGUUAUCUUGAUUCAGUUAACAUUGAUAUUGAAUCAAGAUGUAAGUUGGGAAAAUAUUUGGAAUUUGUUAGUAAAAAAGCAGGAGGAAAAUUACAAACCACGGCAAGGUGGAUUCGUGAAUUUGUUAGAUCCCAUCCCAAAUAUCAACAAGAUUCUGUUGUUACACAAGAAAUCAAUUAUGAUUUAAUGAAAAUGAUUGAUAAGGUUCAAAAAGGUGAAGAAAAUGCUCCUGAAUUAUUGGGAGGUUUCGGAAUUAAUUCAUAA